UUUUUUUUUUUUGGGGGGGGGGGGGGGGAGAUUGAUUUAUAUGUACUGGGCUAACCACCCCAACCCUCAUAAAAUAAAAAGAAGGUGGUUUCAAUUCAAAUCAGGUGGACCGAGCAAAUCUAUAGUGAGAUUAUUGAGAGUGAGGGCCCUGAAAAGUUUUAUGUGGAAUUCAUGGCAUGGCAAACCUUAUGGCCUACCAAUAUGUGAACUCAUUUAUUGGAGGAAUACUAAAUGUACACAUGAAACAUGAAAAAUGGAAAAUGGUUUUGUCACCAGUAAACAAACAUAUGUAUAUAUAUAUAUAUAUAUAUUUUACCAUGAAAAAAGAGAAAAAGGGCAAAAGAGUGACCAAGCAAGGGGCAGAUGGAAAAGCUUAGAGAGAGAGAGAGAGAGAGAGAGAGAGAGAAGAAAUAAAGCAGAUGGGAUAAACAAAAACAAAAAUAAAGAAAAGCAAAGAAUAGCAAAUGGAUGCAAAAGAUGGUCUCAAAGCACACACUACUCUAUUCCCACAUGGGGAACAAAAUAGCUGAACUGUAGUUUCUCUUAUGCGAUUGGACCCCAUGCCUUCUUUAUAUAUAUUCUCUUUUUUUUUCUUUUCCUUUUUUCUUCUUAUUUAAAUGCUCCUUGUUUUUCUAGAGAAUCAUAAAAGCCCAACACAAGACCUCUGUUUUUAUGCACCACUCACAUUCUUUCUCUAACUUUGGAGCUAGGCCCCCCUCCCCCCCUAUCAUGGCUAAGCAAAUCAACAUAGAGAGUGAUGCUCAAGAAAAUCUCCUUACCUCAUCUUCCUCCUCCUCCUCCUCCUCCUCCUCCACCUCCUCAACAACAACUUCUGAUUCUUUGGCUGAUAAAAACACUCAAAACUCAGAGAAUUGUACAUCUCAAAAAGGCUCAUCAAUAAAAGGGCAAGAAGAACCAAACAAUGAGAAUGAGCAAGACAACAGCAAGAAGAAGAAGAGGCAGAGAAGCAGUGAUCAGAGUGAUGGCAAGCACCCGACAUACCGCGGCGUAAGAAUGCGUAGCUGGGGAAAAUGGGUGUCCGAAAUCCGAGAGCCAAGGAAGAAAUCAAGAAUAUGGUUAGGGACAUACCCAACAGCUGAAAUGGCAGCUAGAGCUCAUGAUGUGGCAGCUCUAGCCAUCAAAGGUGCUUCUGCUUUUCUCAAUUUCCCUGAAUUGGCUCAAACACUUCCCCAGCCAGACUCCAAGUCUCCAAAAGACAUUCAAGCUGCUGCUGCUAAGGCUGCUAAGGCUGCAGCUGAUGCUUCUGAGGAAAAGCAGAUUAUUUGUGAAACAGAGGCUGAAGAAGCAGAGCCCAGCAGCAAAGUCAAGCUUCCCAUGUCCUCAAAUUCAACUUUGUCCAUGGACAACAUUAAUGCUCAAGAAUCAACUAGUACUUGUGCUUCAACUGAUUAUGAUGAUGACAAAUUGUUUGACCUUCCAGAUCUUUUCAUGGAUGGCACAAAUGGAAGUGAUCAGUUUUGCUAUUCUUCUUCAACAUGGCAUUUGUGUGCAGCUGACACUGGAUUCAGGCUAGGGGAUCCCUUCUUGUGGGAGUAUUAGCUAGUGCCUAGUGUAGAGAGUGAGAGACUAUGUAUUUACUCUUUCUUUUUCUUUUUUUAUCAAACAGAAAUAAUUAAGUUUCAAAAUUCAUCACAUUUGGUCA
Molecule: messenger RNA, 1663 nt
Organism: Prunus persica (peach)
Lineage: Eukaryota; Viridiplantae; Streptophyta; Magnoliopsida; Rosales; Rosaceae
Product: ethylene-responsive transcription factor ERF034
Exons: 1
Coding region: 673-1560 (295 amino acids)
Biological process (GO): regulation of DNA-templated transcription
Molecular function (GO): DNA binding; DNA-binding transcription factor activity
Source: RefSeq, a predicted model, not a curated record